AUGUCUUCUAGUUACUCUGCUUCAUGUAAUGUUAGUGGUAGUAGUAAUUCAUCUGAAUCUAUGAAAGACCCCUACCCUUUGUGGAAGUUUGUUGUUAAGGGUGAUAAAAUAUCGGGUGGUGGAGGAAAUUAUAAUUGGAAAUGUAACUUUUGCGGCGAAGUUAAAAAUGGCUCAUACACUAGAGUGAAAGCUCAUUUGCUAGGUGAACAAGGGAAAGGGAUUCAAGUUUGUAAUAAAGUAAAAAUUGAUGACCUUGCUAAACUAAGAAAGCUUCAUCCUACAUCAGUGAGACUAGGUUCAUCUGAUAAUGUAAAGAAGAGGAAAUCAAACAAUACAAUUUCUGAUGCUUUUAAUAUGAAAUCUCGUGACCAGUUUGAUUCUGAGAUUUCUAGGAUGUUUUACACAGGGGGGUUGCCUUUUAAUCUUACUAGAAACCCUUACUAUGUUAGUUCAUAUACAAUUGCUGCCAAUUCUAAUCACUCUGGUUAUAAGCCUCCUGGAUAUAACAAACUUAGAACAACUUUGCUUUGUAAAGAGAAAGAAAACGUGGAUAGGUUAUUACAACUUAUUAAAGAGACAUGGAAAACAAAAGGUGUUAGCAUUGUUAGUGAUGGGUGGAGUGAUCCACAAAGAAGGCCUUUGAUUAACAUUAUGAUUGCUUCCAAAAAGGGGCCUAUGUUUAUGAAAGCUAUUGAUUGCUCGGGUGAGAUUAAGGACAAAGAUUUCAUUGCUACCUUAUUAAGUGAGGUGAUUGAUGAAAUUGGAGAUCAAAAUGUUGUUCAAAUAAUCACAGAUAAUGCAAGUAAUUGUAAGGUUGCAGGGGAAUUGGUUGAGGGUAGGUAUCCUCAUAUAUAUUGGACACCUACCCUCAAACAAUAA
Messenger RNA from Chenopodium quinoa (quinoa), 879 nucleotides. RefSeq lists its product as uncharacterized. Bases 1 to 879 code for a protein of 292 amino acids. Lineage: Eukaryota; Viridiplantae; Streptophyta; Magnoliopsida; Caryophyllales; Amaranthaceae. The transcript is spliced from 2 exons. The record is from RefSeq and is a predicted model, not a curated record.